UGAACGAUAAGAAUAUUAUAUGUAGGUAUACAUAUAUAUAGGGUCCACAGCGAUCGUGACAUCUAAGAAAGAGGGGGUAGUAGUAAUCUAAUUUUAUAUUAUUUGACUCACCCAUUGGUAGCACCUUAUUAUAAAUAGAGUUAUUUGAUUAGAAACGUUUAGUUGGCUGAGAUUAAAUUUUAAGAGUAGUAACAAGGAGAGCUAACACAUCUAGGACACCACCACAGCCAAUAGCUGUUUAUAGACCACCAGGACCACCUGCAUCUCGUUUAGUCAAAAUGUGUGAAUGUAUAGCAACAUGUGGGCGAUUGCUCAUCACCGUCUUUAACCUUAUCUUUGCAUUAGUAGGAAUCAUUCUGCUAGGUCUUGGAAUCGUUGUAAAGGUCCAGUCACCAAUGCUAGAUUCAUUAUUAGCGACAGCUCAGAAACAAUUCCAGAAUGCGGUUUCAGGGGCGGGUUUCAGUUCGCCUUCAACAGAUUUUAAUAUCUAUGACCUUGUAGGAGGUUUAGCUAUUGUAUUUAUUGCUCUUGGCUGUUUUUUUCUGGUGAUAGGAGCCCUGGGAGUUAUUGGUGCCUGCUGUAAAGUUAGAAUUUUGCUGAUUCUUUAUGUUAUCUUGGUGAUUGUUAUUCUAUUGGCUCAGAUUGGUCUCGUCGUCUGUGUUUUUGCUUUCCGCAGUGUGUUCGAUUCUACUAUAAAACAAGGCCUAAAGGAUGUGAUUAAAACUGAAUAUACUGGUAUUAACGGUACAAGUGCUGGCAAUUUGGGAAUGAACUUCAUAAUGACCUCGCAAAGUUGUUGUGGUAUUGACAAUUAUACAGAUUUCAGUGAAGUAAACGCUCCAAACUGGAUAUUCCGUAGUUAUACUGAUGACUCUGGAAAUACACAUACACUCAUUACUCCCAUGGCCUGCUGUAAAAAUACUACAAGUGCACCAACUUGUGCCAAAUCACCAGAUGCUACAGAUGCUACCAAGAAUAAUUAUGACAAGGGAUGUUAUGAUUCUUUAUGGGAAAUUGUAUACAGUUAUAAAGAAAUAUCGAUAGGUGUUGUUGGUGGAAUAUGUGGAUUACAGUUAUUAUUGGUGAUAUUUGGUAUAAGUAUCAUAUGUCAAAUAGAUAAAGAUAAGGUUGGAGCCAUUUGAAAAAAUGUAAUGAAAAGAGUAUUUAUUCCUUGUUGCUGGCAAAUGAAAAUGACGAUUACUUGUAAAUGCUUUGACUUCAGUGCUGUGGGACUCUUUUAUUUCUAUAUUCUUCUGAGAAAAUUGACUAUAACUUCAAAUUGCCGAAAAGCUCUGGUCAGUUUUACGACACUGUAAUUUUUGACAAACAUUAUUGUACAACCCACAUCUUAGUGUCUCAAUACCUAAUCACUAAAGCUAUCGAAAUACAUUAAACAUCCACUUUAGUCAAACAUCGUUGGCUGUUUGCUAUAUUCUAAAAUUAACACUAAUGCCUAAUUUGAACUUACGGAUGACUAUAUUCAUGACAAUGCGAUGACUGGCAUUUUUGGAAUCUAGAUUUUAAAUUAUUAAAGCUCCCGAUGGAAUUGUGUUCCCAUAAAACCGUUUCCACCUGAAUCUCUUAGCUGAAAAAUCACCUUGACACAUGGGACAUAACUCUGUAUGAUAGUAUUCGCCUCAGUCAUUCAUAAAUCCAAAUAUAAUUUUUAAAAAUCAAAAUAUAUUUAUAUUUUUUUUACAUUAUGUAUAAUAUAUAAGAUCUUAAUUAUCAAAUAUAUAAAUUUUACACAUGUAUUUAAACAAAAGAUCUGAUUUUUUUGCUUGAGUUUUUUUUGUAAUAUUAUUGAAGUUUCCAUAUUAUGUAAAAUACGUAUUUAUUGUCAAUCAAUAUUUAUUUUGUUGGUUUUUCUACAAGACGAUUAUCAUCCAGAAUUCCAAUUAACUUAGACGUCUCGUAAUUCAACAUAAUCGACAUACCAAGUGCUCAUUUUGAAAACAAAAUAAUCCGGCCAUUUUGUUUUGUACAGUUAUCCACUAUUGAUGGCACACCUAUAUUAUUUUUAUAUGCCAUGCUUGUUGUUUACCUAUUUGUAAAUACAUAUACAUUAUAUAGAAAAUCUGAAAAUAAAUAUUCCAUACCAGUUUUUACACCAUUUUAUUCUUUAAUUUGAUUACUAAUGCAAAUCGCGAAUUAUAUGACGCAUGCCUGUUUUGGGAUGCAAUACUCUCAAAGCGCUGGUAACGAGCAGUAAAAGCUCAUACACCAUUGCUGUACUAUAAUAAGGUUUGCUUACCGACUAAACAAGUUCAGUGUAUACAUCUCUGGUGUUUUUAUUUCGUAUAGUUCAUUUUAAUUCGACCUGCAUUGUGUAAUCUGUUUGGGUUGUUUUUGAAUUUCUUAUUCAUUUACAUCUUUUAACCGAUACGGUAUACUAUACAAAUAUGCAUACGAUUUUAUUUGUAAAUAAUAUAAGUUACCAAGCCAACCCGUUACCCUAUAUGUUAAACCGGUUCUCAGAGAAAGUCCGUUUUUGUUAGACCUUCUACGUCGAUAACUAUUAAACUAAUCAGAAACGUCACUUUGUCAUAGUAAGUGUAGCAAUAGUUAAUGGGCUGAUAAUAUUCAUAACUACUGUUUCACGAAUCAGUAUAAACAGUUACUUGAAAUAAAAUUCUGUGAUAAAUUGGACAAUUGAAAGACUGUUAUGAAUGAUUAGAUAUUGUUUAGGACUAUUAUUAGUUUCUAUCGUAUAAAUAGUUUGUUAUUUGUUAUGUUGCUGUGAAUACAGAUAACAUAUUUUAUUGAAAUAAAAUUUCCAUUAAACA
Messenger RNA from Patella vulgata (common limpet), 2786 nucleotides. RefSeq names its product tetraspanin-7. The record is from RefSeq and is a predicted model, not a curated record. NCBI's taxonomy places the organism in Eukaryota, Metazoa, Mollusca, Gastropoda, Patellidae. Gene Ontology annotation, cellular component: membrane. The transcript has 9 exons. Bases 279 to 1142 code for a protein of 287 amino acids.